Molecule: messenger RNA, 3990 nt
Organism: Rotaria socialis
Lineage: Eukaryota; Metazoa; Rotifera; Eurotatoria; Philodinida; Philodinidae
Source: the annotation of a GenBank genome assembly
AUGUACAAAGAAAUUUUCUUUGUUUAUCUAUUAAAAAUAAUAUUAAUAAAUUGUUAUACAUUUCAAUCUUCAAUUGAUAAUUUACUCUAUCUAAAAAAUACAUCAACUCUAUUUGCAAUAUCAUCAUCACAUCUGCAUCAGUUACAUUGGUCAGCAACAAAUAAAAAUUUAUUAUUAUUACAUCGACGUGUUCAACUUCAUGCAUCUAUUGAUAAUACAGAAUAUGGCGUAAGCGUUUUUGUUUACGAUCAAAUAAAGCAAUUACUAAUUAUAUGUGCACGAUCAUUAGUUGGACGUUGCAUAUUAUAUGAUGCAAACGAUAUAAGUCGAACGUAUUUACUUGAUUCAAAUCUUGAAACAAAUUAUCUUGGCUGUCUAUCGGGUUGUCAUACAUUUAUGUCAUCAAAUAUAAUACGUUCAGCAUUCAAUGGAAAUCGUCUUGACCGUAAUGGAAAUGUAGUUAAUUCACAAAUUGCAAUUGGUAAAGAUUUACUAAGUUACAAUAUAAAAUAUCAAUUCGAAUCAAGUGAUAAUACAUUAAUAACAUCAUUGACAUUCUUACCUGAUCGUUUAUUUAAAAAUCAGAAUUACGAAUAUAUUUAUGGUUUUGAUCAUGAAAAAUAUACAUAUUAUAUAUUAAAAUCAUCUCGUAUCGCACGGUUAUGUCAAGCAUCAAUAAUUAUGCGAGUUACCUAUGAUGAAAUACCGCUAGUAAAUUGUCAUAGUGAUAAAAACUCGUCGAUUAUCACAGUUGCUUUUCAUACAUUUGAUAAAACAAAUAGUUUAUAUGUUGCAUUUAAUAAUAUUGUUUGUAUUUACUCAAUGAAUGAAAUCAAAAGUGCAUUUAAAUCAUCUAAAAGGCAAUGUCAAGCUGGUAAUGGUUAUCGUCUUGGACAUAUUGUUGAUAGUACAGAAUUACGACCAAUGUGUGUAAAAACGCUUGAACAAAACUUUACAGAAGAAAAUGAAUGUACAUGGCAAUCACAUCGAACAAAUUCAUAUAUUGAUGGAACUGUUGGUGCCGUGGGAAAUCUAAUUUAUGAAACUGUGAAUGAUGAUGCUGAAAUUAAAUUUAUUUUUGCUCAAGAUGAUAUUGUAAUUAUGGCUACCAGUGAACGGCGCGUUUUAAAAUUUAUUUUGUCGAAUCAAACAAAACUUUAUCUUUUACAUGACGCUAUUUAUCAUAAUGAACCAUUCAAUAGUCAAUUUGUUAUCGAUUAUGAACAUGAAUCACUUAUCUUUGCUGUAGCUUCUGAGCUACAUCGUUAUGCGUAUAAUUCAUGUUCAAUUUAUGAUACAUGUCAAUCAUGUGUUGGCAGUCGACGUUAUGAUAGUAAAUCAUGUAUUUGGUUCGAUGGUAAAUGUUCUCUCUCACCAAAUCCAUUAAUAUUCGAUCGUGGAUGUCCACCAUUGAUUGAUCAAAUUAAGCCAACAAAUAUCAGUAUCAAUAGUGAACAAUUUCUAUUGACUAUUAAAGGUUCAUUUGAAGGUGUCAAUGAACAUUUUAUUAAAGUUAUGGUGAGAUUUCCUUUACCAAAUCAAAAUGAAUUUUUCUGUACUAUUCAAAAUAUUCAAAAUGACAGUUUAAUGUGUAAUUUGAUUGUACCAAAGCAACCUGUUGAUGGAAUUAUUUCUAUUAGUAUUCAACCUGAACGCACAUUGUCUAAGGGUGAUACUGAUAUAUCUGGUGCAAUACAAUUAACAGAAAAACUGAAUGUUUAUGUGCCUAGGCCAAUUCUUUUACCUAAUUAUGGUCCGGUCGCUGGUGGAACAAAAAUUCGAAUUCAAAAUUUAGCCUUUGAUACGAAUUUAGAUUUAUUUUCUACAAUGAAAAUCUUCUUGGGAAAACAAGAAUGUCAUAUAAUCGAAGUUACUCCAAAUGAAGUUAUAUGUAUAAAUCAAGCAUGUAAAAAUGAAUCCGAACAAUUAGAAUUAAGUAUUCAAGUAAACACUCAUAUAUGGCAAUUAGAAAAAACAUAUUUUCAAUGUAAAAAUGAUCCAAUAGUAUUGGAUUGGUCUCCGAAAAAAUCGAUUUUAAGUGGUGGCUUUAAAUUAUUUGUAAAUGGUGAAAAUUUAGAUGUUGUACAAUUGCCAAUUAUGAAAUUCGUGUAUAAUAUAUCUGAUUAUGAAUUCAUUUCCUUAUGCGAAGCGAUCACAAGCUCACAAAUGAUUUGUUUAUCUCCUGGUAUUGAUAAAAAUCUAAAUCUAAGUCCACCAAUCUAUCUCUAUGUAUCAUUUAUUAUGGAUAAUGUUAACAUAGUACCUGAAGAUGGCAUUUUAAUGAUUGUUCAAGAUCCUGUUUAUUAUCCAUUUGAAGAUUACGUUCAAGAAGUAAAUUCAACAAAUAUAAUCAGAUUCGAAGGUUCAAAUCUUGCAUCAACACAUUCAAUCGAUUUGAUUGAUGUACGCAUAGAUGAUAUGAGUAAUGGUUGUAUACCAUUUAAUUUAACUAAUACUCAUCUUAUGUGUUCAUUAACAAAAUCAGCUUUAAAUAAUACACGAGAUUUGGAAGCUAAUGUUGAAAUUCGAAUAGGGACAAAUUUAACAUUUUUAAUUGGUAAAAUUGCCUUUCAAAAUUUGACUCUUUCGUCAUUAUCGGGAGUUUCAUUUAUAACCAGACAAUUUGGUCUAUGGACUAUGACUUCUCUAAUAAUAUUAUCAUCAAUAACAAUAAUUAGCCUUAUAUUUCUCUUAGUUAUAAUUCUUCGUCGAUACUAUUUUCAUUCAUCAGGAAAAUAUAGACAAGGUGUACCACCACCUUAUUAUAAUGAUGUUUGGUGUGAAUUAGGAAAUAAAUGGCAAAUUAAUCCAAAUUUCGUAACAAUAGCCGAAAAAAUUGGUCAAGGCUGUUUCGGUGAUGUGUAUAAAGGAGAAUUACAACAAAAGGAUAAACCGAUUGAAGUUGCCGUCAAAGUUUUACGUGAUCAAAAUGUUGGAUCGAUGCAUGAAUUUUUAUUUGAAGCGAAUCGCAUGAAAGAUUUUUCUCAUCCAAAUAUUCUAUCGUUAAUUGGUGUUGCAUGGGAUCCAACGCGUAAAGCUAUGGUACUUUUACCAUAUAUGAAAAAUGGCGAUCUUAGAAGUUAUAUAUCAAACGAGAAGAAUCGGCCAACUGUACGACAAUUAAUAACAUGGGGUAUUGAAGUAGCCGAUGGAAUGGAUUAUUUAUCUUCGCUCAAAUUUGUUCAUCGAGAUUUAGCAACACGAAAUUGCAUGCUCGAUGAAAAUCUCACAUGUCGAGUAUCUGAUUUUGGUCUUAGUCGAGAUGUUUUCGAUAGAGAUUAUUAUCUUGUACCGCGAACAACAACUAAAGAAAAAGAUGGAGUCUGUAUUCAAAUUCCGCCAAGACGUUUACCUAUUCGAUGGCUGAGUCCUGAAUCUAUCGAAUCAUCAAGAUAUACUAUUCAAUCUGAUGUGUGGUCAUAUGGUAUUCUACUUUGGGAAUUAUUAAGUCGUGGAAAAACACCCUAUCCUGGCAUUGAUAAUGCUGAUAUUUUUACAUAUGUUAAAAAUGGUUAUCGUCUUUCUUCGCCUACAUAUUGCCCUCCGUUACUUUAUAAAUCAGCUAUGCUUGUUUGUUGGCAUGCUGAUCCAUCACAACGCCCAUUAUUUAAACAACUUGCAACUGAUAUUCGUAAUAUAUUACAUCAACUUGAAUUAGAACAAAAUCAAAGACAAAAUGCACAACAGCAACAACAACAACAACAGCAACAAUCAUCAGCUGACGACGAGGAUACAACUAUUGUUGAGCGAUAUCCAGCUGAUAGAAAAAUCAAACGAUUAUCAACAACAUCAAUGUCAUCAUCAGCCAGUAUUGAUGGACAAUAUAUAACAACACCUCAUCGUCAAUCAGAAAAUGAACAAUUAUUAUUUGAUCGCGAUGGUGAUGAAGAAGAUUCGUAUGCUGUUGCAGUUACUUCGACUGCUGACGUUUUUAGUACGACUAGACUAUUGCCUAAGUAUACUGAGACAAGCAUUGCUGAAGAUGCUUAA